Messenger RNA from Carcharodon carcharias (great white shark), 2353 nucleotides. Its product is annotated as collagenase 3-like. NCBI's taxonomy places the organism in Eukaryota, Metazoa, Chordata, Chondrichthyes, Lamniformes, Lamnidae. The record is from RefSeq and is a predicted model, not a curated record. The transcript has 10 exons. Gene Ontology annotation, biological process: collagen catabolic process; extracellular matrix organization; proteolysis. Gene Ontology annotation, cellular component: extracellular matrix. The coding region runs from base 10 to 1446 and encodes 478 amino acids. Gene Ontology annotation, molecular function: metalloendopeptidase activity; zinc ion binding.
AACCGAAAGAUGAGCUAUUUCAAGAUCCCCGUUCUUUUUAUAUUAGCAAAUCUAGCAGCACUUUUAGCUCUACCUCUGAGUUCAGAAAUUGAACAAAUCAGCGAAAACGACUGGAACCAAUGCCGGAAAUAUUUGAAGACAUUUUACAACAUGACAGGGUCAACUUUGAAAAAGAGCGCUAACGGAUUGACGCAGAAGAUUGGAGAAAUGCAAGAAUUCUUUGGUCUGCAAGUAACGGGGACCCUAAACAGUGAAACCGUGGCCAUCAUGAACAAGGCCCGCUGCGGAGUCCCUGACCUCGAGCAGUACACUUUAUUCCCAGGGGAACCUCGGUGGCCUCGCAACAGAAUCACUUACAGAAUUGUAAACUACACUCCCGACCUGCAGAAACGAGAGGUGGACACUGCGCUUUCUUUGGCCCUGAAAGUCUGGAGCGAUGUCACCCCUCUGACCUUUGUCAGGCUCUACACUGGAGAGGCUGACAUCAUGAUAUUGUUUACAAGAGGAAGUCAUGGUGACUUUAGCCCGUUCGAUGGAGAAGGUGGGAUUCUGGCUCACGCUUUUGCUCCUGCAAAAAACAUCGGUGGUGACACCCAUUUUGAUGACGAUGAAAGGUGGACGUUGUCAAGCAAUGGAGUCAAUUUGUUCCUUGUUGCGGCCCAUGAAUUUGGACAUGCUCUAGGACUGGGUCACUCAAAGGACAGAUCCGCGUUGAUGUUUCCCAUCUAUUCAUAUGUCAACACCAAAGGGUAUCGUCUCCCGGACGAUGAUGUUCGAGGGAUCCAGGCAAUAUAUGGAGCUCGGCAAGAUCCAAGACCACGCCCAAGACCAACACAACCACAGCCCAAACCACCUCAACCAACAAAAACAUCGGACAGGUGUAAUCCUCACUUGUCAUUUGAUGCAGUUACUAGUUUACGUGGAGAAAUUUGGUUCUUUAAGGAUGGAAUCUUUUGGCGGAAACUCUAUCAACGUCAAGAUGUAACAUCAGUUCCAAUCAAGCAUAUUUUUCCAAACAUUCAAUCAGUAGAUGCUGCAGUUGAACUCAAGAACAGAGAUGUGGCAGCUCUUUUCAAAGGCUCAAUGUACUGGCUAAUUAGAGGCUUCAGGACUUUGGAAGGCUAUCCUAGGAGCAUCAGAUCCUUUGGAUUUCCAAGAUCUGUUACACACAUAGAUGCUGCCCUAUAUAUCACGGAGACAAGAAAAGUAUUAUUCUUUGUGGGAAAUGAGUACUGGAGUUAUAAUUCAAUGAGGAAGCAAAUGGACAGAGGCUACCCAAGAAGGAUAGAUUACGACUUUCCUGGAAUUGAGAACAAAGUGGAGUCAGCAUUUCAAAAUUUUGGCUACUUCUACCUAUCUAAUGGAGCAAGACAGUAUGAAUAUGACUACAGGAACAAACGUGUUACCCGAGUUUUGAGGCCAAACGAUUGGCUAAAUUGUCAUUAGCUAAUAAUAAAUAAUUUACUUUAGUAUCUGUCUAAUGCAUUUUCAUCAGAGAACUGUACUGUAUGAAAGCAGUGGUGCUUCAUGUCAGGUUCAAAUUUUAUUAUUUUGUCGUGACAUGAAAAAUAGAUCAAUUUUUAAUAAUUAAAAAUUCUUAACACAUAAAUGUAUCACAUUUUAUACAUUUAUCUUUAAACAAUUGUUGAAUAUUCUUUCAUGAUGAUUCAUAUAUAUCAUUUCAUUAAAUUGCAUCGAGAUCUUAAGGUGUAAUUAAAGUAUAUAGGCAUAAUGAAAGGGCCAAAACAAAAUUGAUAUAUAGUUAAUAUUUUUGCACUGUAUUUGUGUAGUCCAUUCCUAUCAUUUUCAUAUUGUUUAAAUUGCUUAAAUGAUACACUUCUACUAUGAUGAUUGUUUUAUUUAAUUGAAAAUAACCAUUUAUUAAUCUCUAUUUGUGGUGUAAGUUAUAUAACAUGCAUAAUUGUGAAUUAUGAUCUUAUUUCACGCCAAAAUAUCGAUUGAAUGUUUGUUUAGAUUGCAUGUUACUGAAGCGUUAUUAAGUUUCACCUCCUAUGCUCUUCAAAUGAUUUGUUGGCAUUAUGAUAUAUGUUUAAUAAUGUCAUUUGCCAUUAUUCAUUAAUUUGCAGAGUGAGCAUUCACUUUAUGUAAUUAACAAAACCUGUACUGUGGUUGGAGAUUUAAUCAUUUGAAAAGUAAGUAACUGUGGCUUGGCAUAAUUUCUGACUUUUACCAAAUUGUGAUAUUCAGACUAGUUGCACAUAUUUUCUGCUGGUAUGUUUCAUAUCUGUAACAACGUUGAAUCACUCAAAUGUAUAAUUUUGCUAAAUCAUUUGUAAUUAAAUCAUAAUUCUUCAAAGCAUACUGAAAUAGGAAAUAAAAGUCUUGAACUGAA